UUGGGCGCUUUGAAUUUUUUUUUUUUUUUUUGAUAAUUCUUUAUUAGAAUAGUGUUACCGUUUGCUAACCAUGGUUAAAACCCAGUUUCCUGCAUAGCUGAGCAAACCUCAAAGAAGUGAAGUGGUGGAGGGUCCACUGAGUCUGAUCCCGUCUCAGACUCUGCUCGUGUCACGUGCUGGCUGAAAUGCAAUUUGCCUUCUCUGCUUUGUUUACUUUCCUUGUGAAGCGCUCUCCUAAGACCUAACCUUUACUCAGUGGCUGACUUUCUUUAUGGGAGUAAAAGGAAGCCUCAUGAAAUCACUGUUAUGGGAAUGAUACAAGCUAUCUAGUAUUCAAAGUUCUAAACAUUAUUUAAAAGGCAAAGAUACCCCAACACAUCAAAACAAGACCAAAAAGUCCACCAGCCACUCUUUCAACUGAAGUGAUGAAACCCAAAGAAUUCAGAUAGCGAAAUGGAGAAAAUGAGAAGAAAGUUCAUCUGAAAAUCCGCCAUUUGUGAAGUGAUGAAGAACGUUUACUGGCUUAGUCUGAAACUUGUCAAGUUUGCAACUCUUGGCUGCCUAUGGAUUUCUGUGGUCCAGUGUACAGUUUUAAACAGCUGUUUAAAGUCAUGUGUAACUAACCUGGGCAGACAGCUUGAUGUCGGCACACCUCACAAUCUGAGUGAACCGUGCAUCCAAGGAUGUCAUUUCUGGAAUUCAGCAGAUCAGGAAAACUGUGCCUUAAAGUGUAAUGAAACCUAUGCUGCAGUUUAUGAGCGAGAAUCCUGUGAAGUCGGCUGCAGCAGUGGGGAAGGCGCGUAUGAAGAGGAAGUGCUAGAAAAUGCAGACCUCCCUACUGCACCCUUUGCUUCUUCCAUUGGAAGCCAUGGUAUGACAUUACGAUGGAAAUCGGCCAACAUCUCUGGAGUAAAAUACAUCAUUCAGUGGAAAUACACACAGCUUCCUGGAAGCUGGACUUACACUGAGGCCGUGUCCAAGCUCUCCUACGUGGUAGAGCCCCUGCAUCCCUUCACUGAGUAUGUUUUUCGAGUGGUUUGGAUCUUCACAGCCCAGCUGCACCUGUAUUCCCCUCCAAGUCCCAGUUACAGGACUCAUCCUCAUGGAGUUCCUGAAACUGCUCCUUUCAUUAGGAAUAUUGAAAGCUCAAGUCCCGACACGGUGGAAGUCAGUUGGGCUCCACCUCAAUUCCCAGGUGGACAUAUUUUGGGCUACAACUUAAGGCUGAUCAGCAAAAAUCAGAAAUUAGAUUCAGGGACACAGGGAACCAGUUUCCAGUUUUACUCCACUCUACCAAAUACCACCUACAGGUUUUCUAUUGCAGCAGUAAAUGAAGUUGGUGAGGGGCCGGAAGCAGAAUCUAGUAUUACCACUUCAUCUCCAGCAGUUCAAGAAGAGGAACAGUGGCUCUUUUUAUCCAGGAAAACUUCUCUAAGAAAGAGAUCUUUAAAACAUUUAGUAGAUGAAGCACAUUGCCUUCAGUCAGAUGCCACACACCAUAAUAUUACAGGAAUAUCAGUUCAUGUCCACCAGCAAGUUGUUUAUUUCUCUGAAGGAACUCUCAUAUGGGUGAAGGACGCUGCCAACAUGUCUGAUGUGUCUGGCCUGAGAAUUUUUUACAGAGGUUCAGGAUUAAUUUCUUCCAUCUCCCUAGACUGGCUUUAUCAGAAAAUGUAUUUCAUCAUGGAUGAACUGGUAUGUGUCUGUGAUUUAGAGAACUGCUCAAGCAUUGAGACAAUUACACCUCCCUCAAACAUUGCACCUCAAAAAAUUGUGGCUGAUUCAUACAAUGGGUAUGUCUUUUAUCUCCUGCGAGAUGGCAUUUAUAGAGUCGACCUUCCUGUGCCCUCCGGUGGGGGCUCAGAAGCUAUGCAUAUUGUGCAGAGUGGCACUUUAAAGGACUUUGCAAUCAAGCCCCAGUCCAAGCGAAUCAUUUACUUCAACGACACCGCCCAAGUCUUCAUGUCAACCUUUCUGGACGGCUCUGCAUCCCACAUCGUCCUACCUCAUGUCCCCUUUACUAAUGUGAAGAGCUUCGCUUGUGAAAACAAUGACUUCCUGGUCACAGAUGGCAAGGCCGUUUUCCAACAGGAUUCGCUGUCUUUUAAUGAAUUCAUCGUGGGAUGUGACCUGAGUCACAUAGAAGAAUUUGGCUUUGGCAACUUGGUCAUCUUUGGCUCAUACACCCAGCCACACCCGCUGCCAGGCCGCCCGCAGCAGGUCUCCGUGCUGUUCGGCUCCCACCAGGCCCUGGUUCAGUGGAAGCCCCCCACGCUCGCCGUCGGAGCCAACAAUCCUUUGUUUGCCCUUGCUGAUGUCAUCCUAGUCAGUAAUAUUGUUUAACUCUUCCGCAUAGGUCCUUCUGCCUGGCAGGACUGGACUUAUGAGGUGAAAGUAUCAACUCAAGACCUUCCUGAAACCACUCACGUGUUCUCUAAUAUAAGUGGGACCAUCCUUAAUGUACAUGACCUUCAGAGUGCUACAAAAUAUGAGGUUUCUGUGAGAGCAAGUUCUCCCAAGGGGUCAGGCCCUUGGUCAGAGCCCUCAGUGGGAACUACUCUGGUACCAGCUGCAGAACCACCAUUUAUCAUGGCUGUGAAAGAAGAUGGACUUUGGAGUAAGCCAUUAAAUAGCUUUGGCCCGGGAGAAUUCCUAUCCUCUGAUAUAGCAAAUGUGUCAGACAUGGAUUGGUAUAACAACAGCCUCUACUACAGCGACAUGAAAGGUGAUGUUUAUGUAUGGCUGCUGAAUGGGACAGACAUCUCAGAGAAUUAUCACAUACCCAACAUUGCAGGAGCAGGGGCUUUAGCUUUUGAGUGGCUGGGUCACUUUCUCUACUGGGCUGGAAAGACCUAUGUGAUUCAAAGGCAGUCUGUGUUGACAGGACACACAGACAUUGUGACUUACGUGAAGUUGCUGGUAAAUGAUAUGGUGGUGGACUCAGUUGGUGGAUAUCUCUAUUGGACCACAUUAUAUUCAGUUGAAAGUACCAGGCUAAAUGGAGAAAGUCCACUUGUAUUACAGGCACAGCCUUGGUUUUCUGGGAAAAAGGUAAUUGCUCUAACUUUAGACCUUGGUAAUGGGUUCCUAUAUUGGUUGGUUCAAGACAGUCAGUGUAUUCACCUGUAUACAGCUGUUCUUCGGGGUCAGAGCAGUGCCGGGGACGCCACCAUCACAGAAUUCGCAGCCUGGAGCACCUCCGACAUUUCUCAGAACGCACUGAUGUUCUACAGUGGUCGGCUUUUCUGGAUCAACGGCUUUCGGAUUAUCACAGCUCAGGAAAUCAGUCAGAGGACCAGCGUCUCCAUUUUGGAACCAGCCAAAUUUAAUCAGUUCACAAUUGUUCAGACAUCCCUCAAGCCUCUGCCAGGGAACUUCUCCUUUACCCCUAAGGUUAUCCCAGAUGCCAUUCCAGAGUCUUCGUUUAUGAUUGAAGGAAAUGCUUCGAGAUUUCAUAUCCUCUGGAAUGCUCCCCCAGCAGUGGAUUGGGGCAUCAUUUUCUACAGUGUGGAAUUUAGUGCUCAUUCUAAGUUCCUGGCUAGUGAACAACAGUCUAAACCUGUAUUUACUGUGGAAGGGCUGGAGCCCUAUGCCUUAUUUAAUCUUUCUGUCACUCCUUAUACCUACUGGGGAAAGGGUCCCAAAACAUCUCUAUCACUCCGAACUCCCGAAUCAGUUCCAUCAGCACCAGAGAAUCCCAGAAUAUUUAUAUUACCAAGUGAAAAACACUGUAACAAGAAUGAAGUUGUGGUGGAAUUUAGGUGGAAUAAGCCUCAGCAUGAAAACGGCGUGUUAACAAGAUUUGAAAUUUUCUACCAAAUAUCCAACCAAAACGACACAAACAAAACAUUUGAAGACUGGAUUGCUGUCAACGUCACUCCCUCAGUGAUGUCUUUUCAGCUGGAGGUCAUGAGUCCCGGGUACAGCGUGGCCUUCCAGGUUCGAGUCUUCACAUCCAAAGGACCUGGACCAUUUUCUGACAUAGUAAAGUCCAAAACAUCAGAAAUUAACCCAUUUCCAUACCUCAUAACUCUUGUUGACAACAAGAUAACUUUAUUAGAUAUGGAUCAAAAUCAGGUCGCAUGGGCAUUUUCAGCAGAAGGUGAUGUUGGUGCCAUGGGCUACACAGCUGAUGAUGCAGUGGGGUACUAUGCUCAGGGAGACUCCCUCUUCCUCCUCAAAAUGGACAACCGGUCCAGCACUAAGAUUUUCAGAGAUGCACUGGUUUUUGAUAUCACAAUUAUUACAAUUGACUGGAUUUCAAGGCACCUCUACUUUGUGCUGAAAGAGUCACAAAACAGAAUGCAAAUAUUUGAUAUGGAUCUUGAAAGCAAGGUGAAAUAUCCCAGGAAGCUGAAAGCUUGCAACAGAAAUUCAACAAUAACUUCUUUUUCUGUGUAUCCUUUUUUAAGUCGCCUAUAUUGGACAGAAGUUUUUGGUUCUGGAUCUCAGAUGUUCUACUACAGUAUUAUCAACCAGACUGUGCAUGGAAUUCUGCAAGCCCCAGUCACAAACCAUCCAAACGGGACCCAGUGUUCUUGCAAUGUGACUGAAUCUGAGUUGAGUGGAGCAAUGACUAUUGACACCUCUGACCUAAAGAAACCACAGAUAUACUUUGUCAAAGGUCAAGAGAUCUGGGCCACAGAUCUAGAAGCAUGUCAGUGUCGGCAAAUUAUCAUCCUGCCUGCUCUUCUUGCAGGAAAAAUGCUUGUUAGCUUGACUGUGGAUGGAGAAUUUCUUUAUUGGAUCUCCAAAGUAGAGGACAGCACACAGAUUUAUCAAGCAAAGAAAAGCAAUGGGGCCAUCCUCUCCCAGGGGGAAGCCCCAAGGAGUAAGCAUAUUUUGGUUUACAGUUCAGUUCUACAGCCUUUUCCAGAUAGAGCAUUUCUGUCUCUAGCUUCCGAUAUUGCAGAGCCAACUAUACUUAACACCACUAACACCAGCCUCACAAUCAGAUUACCACCCACUCGGACAAAACUUACAUGGGACGGCAUCACCAGUCCCACUCCCACAUACUUGGUUUAUUACAAAGAAGUAAUUGACAUGAAGAACAGCUCUGAACUGAGAGAUAAAAUGCUGGAAUUUCAGGGGAGUAUCGCCCUUAUUGAAGGUUUACAACCAUUUUCAACAUAUAUGAUACAGAUAGCUGUAAAGAAUUAUUAUUCAGAUCCUUUGGAACAAAUACCUCUGGGAAAAGAGAUAUGGGGAAAAACUAAAAGUGGAGUACCAGAGGCGGUUUGGCUCAUUAACACAACCGUGCAGUCAGACACCAGCCUCGUUAUAUCCUGGACGGAAUCUCACAAGCCAAAUGGACCGAGAGAGUCCGUCCGCUACCAGGUGGCAAUCUCUCAUCUGGCUCCCAUUCCAGAGAUUCCACUAAGGCAAAGUGAAUAUCCAGAUGGGAGUCUCUCUCUCCUCGUUACUAGACUGUCUGGUGGAAAACUCUAUGUGUUAAAGGUUCUGGCCUGCCAUGCCGAGGAAAUGUGGUGUGCAGAGAGUCACCCUGUCACUGUGGAAACAUUUGACUCGCCAGAGAAACCUUAUGGCUUUCUUCCAGAGAACACUAGUUUGCAGUUACAUUGGAAUGCUCCUUCAAAUGUUCACCUCAUCAGAUUUUGGUGUGAACUCCAAAAGUGGAAGCACAAUGAGUUUUACCAUGUUAAAGCUUCGUGCAGCCAAGGUCUUGCUUAUGUCUGUAGCAUCACAGACCUACAGCCUUAUGCUUCCUAUAAUGUCCGAGUAGUGGUGGUGUACUGGACAGGGGCAAACAGCACCUCUCUUCCAGAAAGUUUUAAGACUAAAGCUGGAGUCCCAAGUAAACCAGGCAUUCCAAAAUUAUUAGAAGGGAGUAAAACUUCAAUACAGUGGGAAAAAGCUGAUGAUAAUGGAAGCAGACUUAUGUACUAUAUCCUUGAGAUCAGAAAGAGCACGUCAAAUGAUUCAUGGAACCAGAAUUUAACAUGGAAGAUGGCAUUUAAUGGCUCAUGCAGUAGCAUUUGCACAUGGAAGUCCAAAAACCUGAAAGGAACAUUUCAGUUCAGAGUAGUAGCUGUAAAUAAUCUGGGGUUUGGUGAAUAUAGUGGAAUCAGUGAUGAUAUUACAUUAGUUGGAGAUGGUUUUUGGAUACCAGAAACAAGCUUUAUACUUACUAUUAUAAUUGGAAUAUUUCUGGUUAUUACAAUCCCAUUAGUCUUUGUCUGGCAUAGAUUAAAGAAUCAAAACACUCCCAAGAAAGGGCUGACGGUUCUCGUAAAUGAAGACAAAGAAUUGGCUGAACUUCGAAGUCUGGCCACUGGCGUAGGGCUGGCAAACGCCUGCUAUGCGAUACAUACUCUUCCGACCCAAGAGGAGAUUGAAAGUCUUCCUGCCUUCCCUCGGGAAAAACUGACUCUGCGUCUCUUGCUGGGAAGCGGGGCCUUUGGAGAAGUGUAUGAAGGGACAGCGGUAGACAUCUUAGGAGUUGGAAGUGGAGAAACCAAAGUAGCUGUGAAGACUUUGAAGAAGGGCUCCACAGACCAGGAGAAGAUUGAAUUCCUGAAGGAGGCACAUCUGAUGAGCAAGUUUAAUCAUCCCAACAUUCUGAAGCAGCUUGGAGUUUGUCUGCUGAACGAACCCCAGUACAUUAUCCUGGAACUGAUGGAGGGAGGAGACCUUCUUACCUAUUUGCGUAAAGCCCGGAUGACGCCGUUUCAUGGUCCUUUACUCACCUUGGUUGACCUCGUGGACCUAUGUGUAGAUAUUUCAAAAGGCUGCGUCUACUUGGAGCAGAUGCACUUCAUUCAUAGGGAUCUGGCAGCUCGGAAUUGCCUUGUCUCCAUGAAAGACUAUACCAGUCCAUCACGGAUAGUGAAAAUUGGGGACUUUGGACUUGCGAGGGAUGUCUAUAAAAACGAUUACUAUAGGAAGAGAGGAGAAGGUCUGCUCCCUGUUCGGUGGAUGGCUCCAGAAAGUUUGAUGGAUGGAAUCUUCACUACUCAGUCUGAUGUAUGGUCUUUUGGAAUUCUGAUUUGGGAAAUUUUAACUCUUGGUCAUCAGCCUUACCCAGCUCAUUCCAACCUUGAUGUUUUAAACUAUGUGCAAACAGGAGGGAGACUGGAGCCACCAAGAAAUUGUCCUGAUGAUCUGUGGAAUUUAAUGACCCAGUGCUGGGCUCAAGAACCUGACCAAAGACCUACCUUCCAUAAAAUUCAAGAACAGCUUCAGUUAUUCAGAAAUUUUUCCUUAAAUAGCAUUUCUCAAUGCAGAGGAGAAGCAAACCCCGGUGGAGUCGUAAAUGAAGGCUUUGAAGAUGAAGAUGGUCAUCCAAUUUGUUUGAAUUCAGAUGACGUCACGUCAGUUGCUUUAAUAGAAACCAAGAACCAAGAAGGGUUACACUACAUGGUACUUGCUACAGAAUGCAGACAAGGUGAAGCCAAUUCUGAGGGUCCUCUAGGCUCUAAGGAAUCUGAAUCUUGUGGUCUGAGGAAAGAAGAGAAGGAACCACACGCAGACAAAGCUAUGUGCCAAGAAAAACAAGUGGCUUACUGCCCUCCUGGCAAGCCUGAAGGCCUGAACUAUGCCUGCCUCACUCACAGUGGGUAUGGAGAUGGGUUUGAUUAACAGCUCUGUUUGGGACAUGCAGGGUUGAGAUAAACACUCCUCCCAUUAAGUGGUCACUGAAAGAAAACCUAGUAGAGUGAUAGGUGUUGUGGUGUGGUGGUCUGUGACUUCAAAUUAACACUGGACAAAGAAACGUAUAGAAGAACUGUACAAUACACUUGCAUUACAAUCUGGAUAAUAGAGAAAUUUACAGGAUAUCUGAGGAGAACGGCCCAUAAAGUAUCAGAUUAAUACUCUCCUGUAUUCUAAUUUUGGUUCUAAGAGCCUUUUGGUUUAGGUUGAGACAAUCUCCAUACCAACAGUCUAACCUUGAGCAGAAUUCUGUGGUGAACCUCUGAGCAUUUGUAAAGCUUAGAAAGACUAAGGAGUCUGGAAAUGAAACUGUAAUUCUUUGCCCUGAGGUCCCUUAGGCCACUUCCCACCCUUCAGUCUGGGCUCUAAGAGCAACAUUUUAGUUAGAGAGAAGAAAAAAAAAAUGUACAUCCAAAGACCUGAAGGAGGAGAACAAGUGUGCUCAGGGGGCCAAGUGAACUACAGAUUAUCCCAAGCAGGACAAAGGAAAUGACUAAAUAACUCUACACAUAAAGAAGGAGCCAGCACCCAAGACACGUCGUUAAGAAAGCUAUUCAUACAAAAAAUAUUGUCCUUAAUGACAACUUAAAAUAUUUUGUUUUUUGGAGUCUUGGAACAGCAGUUUCAAUUAUAUUGCAAAGAGGACCAUGAAGAUCUCUAUGUCCUAAAGUUUAGCAUUCCAUGAUCUUUGGAUCAUAUACAAAUGACUCUGUGAUUUGUGUGCUAUUAAUAUUAUAGGAAUUAGCUAAUACAGAUUUUUUAUUUGCCAUAUCUAUUUUCUACAUAAAAUACUUACGAUUACAUUUGUUACGAAAUUGUCCUUAAAAUUAAAUACAAAUGAUAAUAUAAUGUUAAUUCAAGCUGUAUGAUUUUUAGCAACCAUACAAAAUAAUAAGCACCUAAAUGAGAACUAUUAAAAAAUCGCUUCAGGGAAACACUAAUUUAAAGCCAGUCAUUCUCUGCAGUUGCCCACUUAAAUCAGAAAGCUUCAAGUCUUCUCACAACAGAUCUAAUGAAAGUAUUCGAUGUGUUAUUUAGUUGCAGCAUACAGAAUGUUCACAAGAUACAAAGAGUACUUUGAUCAUACUAAUAACAUUUGCUAAAAACUAUUGUGGAAGCAGAACAUGGAUCCAUUUUCGCUUUGGGUCAUUUAGUUCAUUUUUAAAUUUGUCCACCGCCUGAGAACUUGCAGCGAUGACAGGCUGUGUGGUAAGGUACACAAGGCGGUCAGUGUGUUUGUUCUGUGGUGAACAGCCCCCAGGUAAGGGUCCAGGAGUCAUGGCCACUCUGUCACAUCUAGUAUCCACUGAACAGGCAGAGUAUUUUCCCUCUGAUCUUCGGACUUUUUAAUGGGCAUUGAUCAUUCUUUUUGUUGGCCCACCAUAUGAUGCCCCUUCCCCUGUUGGGGAGUUCCCCUACCUUUAUCUUCAGAUGGGGAGCCAUGUUCAAUUUGCUUCCCUAAGAUCUCAUGCCUUUGUAGAAGGCAGGCAGUGACCCGAGCCCCCACCACUCAGACACACCCACCACAGGCUUUUAAUCGAGAGAGAAGGAAGCAAAGAAACAGGGUCCCCAGUGAGUCAUCCCUGGUCAUGGUGGCAAGUGGAGUUAGUCUGCUCCCAGAACGCAGCGUCCAGGGCCAGGGGAGCCAGGAGAGCAAGCCUGGAGCCUGGUGCCUCCGGCAGCCGGGGCAGGCAGACUGGGGGCUUGGUUCUGCUGUCUGCUUCUAGCAGGGGUUCCCUGCUCCAUAGCCUCUGCGUUCGGUUCUCAAGCCCCCCCAAGGAUUCUGUGACUUAUCUCCAUAACCUUUUAAUAAAUGUUUUUCUUUUAAGUCAGCCAGAGUCAGUUUCUGUUUUUUGCAACUACGACUCUUGCUCUGCCAAAGUAAUACAGAAACUUUAUUUUGGAAUGCACAAAGAAAUGUAUAGAAGAAUUGAAUUUUCGGUACAAUACACUUGCAUUACAAUCUGGAUAAUAGAGAAAUUUACAGAAUAACUGAGGAGAACAGCCCAUAAACUAUCAUGUUUUAGCUAGGAUAUAAUUGCAAAUUAUUAGACUUUUAAAAUUAAUUCAUAAUAAAUGAUAUUGGUAGAAAUAUUUACUACAACAUAAAAUAGACAGUGGCUGAAAUCUCAUAGGAAAAUUUAUUAUAGAUCAAAGUAACUGAUAAAAAUACAAAUGGCUGAUAAUAUUGAAAACUAUAAGUUUAUUCUGGAAAAAUUAGAUUUCAUAAUCAAGAGGGAAAAAUUGGCUAUGGCUAAAAUCGGCACUAGUUAAAAUGUGUUAUUCACUAAAAAUUAACAGAAGAAUAAAAUCUCAUUGAUAAAUUUUUUUAUCUGCAAAAAUGACCUGGGAAUAUUGGACUUGAGAGAAAUUAUGGCUCCCAAAGGCAGAAGUUAUAAUUGGUAUAAACAAAACAAAACAAUACAAAGCCAAUCAAUAACUCUAACCUUCAUUUUAAAUUGUUCAAGGAAAACAAACAGUCUGUAAGAAAAAUAUUUAAGUUGAAAAUGAAAAACAUUUUUUUUAACAUUGCCAGUUGAACAAAGAUUUACCUGGAUAGAAUUAAUAUGUUGCUAUAAUUCUGCUGCAAAUGCUUUAUUCAAAAUGUCCUGGAGAAAAGAACCUGUCCCUGAUCUGAGAUAUUCUGUGUUGCUUACCCAUUCUGGUUUUCCCUGGCCUAUUGGAAUGUUCUCACCUAUUCUUCUCUGCUUAUCUAAAUUCCAGACAUCCUUUAGGGUCAGCUCAUAUUCCAACUUGUUGGAAAGGCUUGUCUCUAACUCCUCCCCUCCUUCUUAUCAGAAUUACUGCUGCUCUUGUCUUUCUGUCUUGUUAACUGGCAAUUAUGGUAUUGUGGUAUGGUAUUUCUACCUUAUUUCUAUAUGUUUUAUUAACUUGAAUAAAUUGCAAGCUU
Messenger RNA from Odocoileus virginianus texanus, 10582 nucleotides. The record is from RefSeq and is a predicted model, not a curated record. NCBI's taxonomy places the organism in Eukaryota, Metazoa, Chordata, Mammalia, Artiodactyla, Cervidae.